AUGAAACGCUCUAUGACAUCCUCUACUGUGGAAAUUAGGAAUGUUCCAUUAAAAGACGAUAAAUUUAAUAAGGCACAAUUAUCUGACAUCGUUUUAAAUACUUGCAAAGCCAUUAAAGUAGACAUACAGAAAAAUGAGAUAAAUGAUGUUUUUGUCCUAAAAAGUAAGGCGGAACACAAAACAAUAAUAACUGAGUUCAAGAGCAAAAACACUAAGCAAGAAAUAAUAAAAAAAUUUAAAACGUACAACAAAAAUAAUCCAAAUAACAAACUCAACACUACGUCUAUAGGAUUAGACAAUUAUUCCAAGCCAAUAUACGUGUCUGAAGCUCUCACUCCUAAAGGACGAAGACUCUUUUUCCUAGCUCUUGAUAUUGCGAAAAUAGCCAAUUUCAAGUAUUGUUGGACAAUAAAUGGAAGGAUUUAUAUUAGGAAGACCGAUGAAACCCAAUAUAUAGAAGUGAAGGGUGAAGCUCAACUUAACAAUUUGAAAACCCAAAAAUGA
Melitaea cinxia (Glanville fritillary) is the source of this 504-nucleotide messenger RNA. RefSeq lists its product as uncharacterized. The coding region runs from base 1 to 504 and encodes 167 amino acids. The transcript has a single exon. The record is from RefSeq and is a predicted model, not a curated record. Lineage: Eukaryota; Metazoa; Arthropoda; Insecta; Lepidoptera; Nymphalidae.